Messenger RNA from Xyrichtys novacula (pearly razorfish), 6687 nucleotides. Lineage: Eukaryota; Metazoa; Chordata; Actinopteri; Labriformes; Labridae. The record is from the annotation of a GenBank genome assembly.
GGAAGUAGGCGGGCAAAUGUCAACUACGGUCACAGACGCUGUCGUGAACUUUACCGGUGUUGAACUACCCCUGGACCAAAACCUUCAGGGUGAGUAGUUAAACCAUGUAAUUGCAUUAAUGCUUUAUUACGAAAUCACAGCAAAAAUCUCUUAUUUCUUAAAUAUCGUAUCUGUAAGUCGUGGGUUUUGCUCUUGAAGGAGAUCAGAUCUCGUGCUGGACUCCACAUGGCUACCUAGCCGCCUAGCUUACCAACCAGCCCUGCUAGUUAGCAUUAGCCGUCUCUGGUUAAACACCAGCAGGUUUACCAUGUACUGUUGAUCUUCAGGUGUCGUUGUCUGUUGAAAACCACGAGUUAACCAUUUAACAUGUCACUCGGUAUAAAUGUUUUGAUCUUAUUUUAAAGCAUGUCGAGAGUCUGACAUAGCUAGGCCUGAGCUACAACCGACCUGCUGUUGUGUUAGUGUGAGGACAGAAUUACUGAUCACUCCUGGAGGAAGUUCAAUGAAGCUGAAGACAUGGGAGGAAACUGGAGUAACUACACCAGAGCGUGUAAACUGACUGUUUGUCAGAUAGAGAAUAUACAGAGUUUUGAAAUAAUAUAAGUUUAAAACGACAAGUUUCUAUUUUAUGUUAUUUUUUUAAUGUAACCUUUAUUUAAUCAGAUAAGUCUAAUUAUGAUCAGGAUCUUAUUUACAAAGGCGACCUGGCCAAGAGGUCAGCAGCACACACCACAAUAAGAAUAAAUUCAAGAAAAGAUUAAGGCCAUACAUUACAAACAAUAAAUCAGGGUAAUGAUUCAUCAAUGUGACAGUGUUAGUUGAACAGUUUUGGGAGCAGUACCAUUUCAACCCUAGAACACUAUCGCUAAAAUUAGUAACAUCAUCACUAUAACAGGGUGAUUUUUACCCGAAAUAAUAUACUCAAGAAAAACUACUUGUCAUCAAAAUAUGUCAUAAGAGGACAAUACAUGACAAAUUCAAGUAGUUUUCUUUCAUUUUUAACUGUGCAAUGUCCAAAGGGAGGAAAAAAGUGCCAUGAGGAGACCGUAUAAAAAUGCAACAAAAUAACCGAAAUUAGGCAUUCAUGAACAAAAAAUUACUAGACAAAAAAUAUAGAAACUGUAAACUUAGUUUCUUUUCCACCCAUUCCUGGGGUAUGUGAGUCUUCCCUGGUGAAGACUCAGGGUCCUUGGCACAAUAACAGCUGCAGGAGAGAGAACCAAAAUAUGGCUGAUUUUGAGUGAGUAAAAAUGACCAGCUGACUAAAAUUUUUUUUUUAUUAGGUGAUGCAGGACAGAUCAUGACAGGUGGUUGACAACAUAGAUACAGUGCAAACAGACAAUGGAGAUAAGACAAAGUGACAAAUACAGCAGUAACACAUAACAUUUACAUACAUUUAAAAAGUGUUGCAAGACUGUUUAAGUGAAAAAUCACUACUUUGUGAUAGUUAUUCAUAACCACUGCACUAAAUAAAGAUAACAUGCAAAUUCCAGGACCACUCUUACUGACCUAUUCACCUACAUGCAGCUAUCAAAUCCACCCAAACCUACUUUACCGUCUAUCACCUGAACACGUGCCUGUAGGAAAAAGCAGCUUUUGGAUCAGGAAAACAAAUAUGCCUUCAAAGAUAUCAAAAGUAAUGCUGAAGCUACCCAGAGACCCAUGAUACUCAGACAAACACAACACAAUGAAAAUCAUGUGAAGAUGUUUGGUCGGGUGAAAUCACUCGAUGAUAGUCUUCUAGGGUUAAAAACACAAGCGUUGCUCAGAGGAAUCUCGCUGCCUAGUGAGUAAUAGGGGACGAAAAGCUUUAACUGAAACCAAUUCUGGUAUUUCAGUUCUGUCUGUAACAUGUUCCAACCGGCAGCAUAACAAAAAAGCUUGUUUACCCAAUUCAGUUUGGACUCUGGGCACGUUCAGAUGAUAAAUUGUACAAGAGUGUAGGGCAUAGGUGCCCCUUGAAUUCUGCUGCAGAGAACAUGGGUAGGAUGGAAGUAAUCCAAGAAGAGACUUAUAAAUCAAGAUCAUCCAAUAAGAGUUCCUCUGGGAGCUGAAGGAGGGGCACUCAGCUUUGGCAUAGAGCUUACUGUGGUGAGUGAGGUGACCACAACCAGAGACAAAGUGUAAUGCACAGUGAUAAACAGUGGCAAAUGCCAGAAGACAUUUGGCUGAGGCACUCAUGUCACCAGGACAGAAAAGGAGCAGACAAGAUAUUUCCAAGCUCUUAGGGAAAAACAGGAUUAAAACCACUUCAGAGAUUGUAGAUGAGCCUGAAUUGUAUUAAAAGCUGUCUCCAAAAAUUCUAAAGCCUGGGAAAGUGAGGAAGUAUAAGUCAGUAUAAGUGCAACCCUGUAAUUUUUACAAUCUGAAACCUGUAUAGAAUCAUGUAAAAUCUUAAAGGCAGCAGUAACAGUCCAGUGCUGCUUUGUAAGUCCAGAUUGAAAAUGUGUUAAAAUGCCAUCAGCACCUAAAAAUGCUUUUAAUUGCUCACUGUCAAUUUUUUACAAACAUUUUUGCCAAGUUUAGAAAUUGUGAUAUAGUUAUGUACUCCUGAAAGAUUACCAUCCUUUAGAUUGUGGAGCACAAAAGCAGAUUUCUAUAUUCUGGGAAUUUUAUUCGAUUAAUGAAAUCUUCAGGUUUGACUCACCUUUUUAACCCUGACAGACUGUAUCCUGCACAUAUCAGAUUAAAUAGCUUUGAUUUAAUUGACAAGUGUGAUGAAUAAUUCAUGUAUCAUUUAUCUCUUUACUCGUCUGUACCAGUCUCAGAGUAUGGGCAGUGUGUUGGCUGCCGCCUCCCCCACUCCUGCCCCAGCUGCGGCUGGAGGUAGUCAAGGGGUCCCGGGGCUGGUGUCGGUCCCUCCAGGGUUCACCAUGCCUCCAGUGUCUUCCGUCCCUCCAGCAUCUGGACAGCCGGCAGAUGCAGAAUCCUCGCUCCCAAACCCAGGCACAUACGAGGAGUGCCACCGCAAAUGUAAAGGUUGGAGAAUUUCUUUAAUGCAUUGAAUAGUUUUAAUGCUUUUUAUCACAUUAACCAUGUCACUAUCCAUUCAUCUGAAGAAUACACUACUGCCAAUAAAACACACAAAUCAACCACAGUGCUGUGAACACUUGGGCUGUGAUCAAUCAAAGUAAAUCCUGGCUGACUGAAAUCACACCCACUCAACAACCUACUGAUCUGUCAUGAAAAAAUAAAUAAAUAAAUAAUGGCAUGCUAUCUAGAUCUACCCAAUCAGUGACAGUGUAGUCAGUGCACCCUGGCUGGUUUUCUAAAUUCACUUAAAAUUGAACACAAGCUUUUUUUUGCUGCAUAUUCCAUUUAUUUUUUGACUUGAUUAAGUUAUACACCUGCCUAUAAUCAUAUCUGAAAGUGUAACUACUUUCAUGAUUGUAUUGGAUUGCAUUAAAUUGCCCUGGUGUACAAUUGGAUACACAGGUACAGAACAGCUGCAGAAUAAUUGUGGUUUUAGUUUAAGUUUUCCUUCCCCCCACUUCUUGUCCUUUAUGCUCCAGAUGAGUAAAUUGUGAUUGUACAGAGACAUGUUAAGUCAACCUCAACUUGCAGGAGUGUGUAGAGUGUAGAGAGAGUCUAUCUAAGUCAAUUGAAAGCCUUACUGAGACCCUCUUAGAACUUUUUGUUUUACAACUUUAAGAUGUGUCCUUUAUCGGUCGAGGGAAGUUUGGGGGUCUUUCCAGGAGAAAUGUAUGAGCCAUGAUGCUGUGACUACAGAGCUUUGCCUCAGGGAGAAGGAAAUUCAAGGGUAUUUCCACAUAAGGGCACACACAGCAAUGGGAGUUCUGUCUUUUUGCUCCAUUGGUUUAUUGUCUUUUCUAAGUUUGAUCUCCUAAAGGCUCCUUACAUAAGCUGUCAUGGACUUUGGGGGUUUGCCCUUCACAGUAUGUCGACAUUGAAAGGGUUCAACUUUUCAGUAACAUUUCCUUCAACUUUUUUUUGCUACAGAGGUCUUCCCUCUGCAGAUGGAAGGGGUACGGCUAGUGGUCAACAAAGGCCUGAGCAACCACUUCCAGGUCAGCCAUACCAUCACCCUCAGCACUCUUGGUGAAUCCAGCUAUAGAUUUGGUUCCACUUACGUCGGCAGUAAACAGACUGGACCAGCAGAGGUAAUAAUCACAUCAAAUCACUAAAUAAUGCUCAAAUUUCUGUUUUUUUUUGUUUUGUUUUAUCCAAGCUGACUUCAGGAUGUUUUUUUGCCCUCUAGUCAUUUCCAGUCAUGGUUGGAGACAUGGACAACACUGGCAGUCUGAAUGCUCAGAUCAUUCACCAGCUUACUGCCACUGUGCGCUCCAAAAUAGCCAUCCAGGUAAGCAGAGCAACGGAGGAAACAUUCAUUCAUAUGUUGUCAUAAACAGAUCAAUAUUCCAGUUUUAAGAGUUUUUAAUCUCUGUUUGUGUGUUGCAGACGCAGCAGCAUAAGUUUGUGAACUGGCAGUGUGACAUGGAGUAUCGUGGCGAAGACUUCACCGCUGCUGUGACGCUCGGGAAUCCAGACGUUCUUGUUGGAUCUGGUAUGAUAUUCAAACAGUGAAGUGGAGGCUGAUUUGUAUUUGUUGGUAACUUAAGAUAAACUAAGCAAUAUGAUUAGUCAUAAGAAUACAUCGCUGAUUGAGUUUUUUUGGCUCCAGCUCAAAUUAAUAUUAAUUGAUACACACUCAGACAUGGUAAUAUUUUAGGCGUUGUUAAAUUCAACUGAGUUUCUUUCUGACAAAUUGUAAUUGAAGUCGUACUUCACAAAUUAAACCCUUCAUUUUUCAUAAGUGGAGGCAGGAAUUCCAGUUUAUCAGCUGAAUAUACAUGAGUUGUUUUGAAUGAGGCUCUUCACUCUGAUUUAAUCUCUGGAGCUCCUGAAACACUGAUCAUUCAAGGUGUAAAAGAGCUGUUAAUGCUUCUUCCUUUUAAUCAGGCAGAAGCAGAAACUAUUUAUAGCAACAUGGAGAGACUUUUAUCAUCUCGACCAAUUAGUUAGUCCCCUCUGAAAUUAAAAGAUGCCACUUGAAUGUUUUCUACAGUAUUACUUACAGCUGAGGAGGAAUAGACUGCUCCUUUACUCCAAGACUUUUAGAGACUUUUAGGAAAGUGUAAACAUUAUAAGAUUUUAUGGCAACCCUCAGAUGGAAGAUCGCAUUGCAUCAAAAAAGACUGGGAAAGAGACAAGUCUGUGACCAAAGAAAGGGGUUGAAAUCUGUUCAUCAAAACAGAUGAGGAAAGAUUUUAUCAGUGAUUUAUGUCCUUCAAAUUCUUCUUCUCAGGUAUUUUGGUGGCCCACUAUCUCCAGUCGAUCACACCAGGACUGGCUCUGGGUGGUGAACUGGUGUACCACAGGAGACCAGGAGAAGAAGGAACUGUAACCUCCCUCCUGGGCAGGUACACAGGUAAAACAUGCACUGUGAGAAAAGUUAAAUUGUUCCAUAAACCAUCUGUAUAUAGUGUAAAAUUACCAAUGCCAAUACUCCCAUUCACAAUUUCCAAAUUUUUUAUUUUUCUGUUGUGUGGCAGUCAUUUAGAAAACUUAAUACCAAAUUCAUAUGAGUGAUUAUUUUAUUUUUUUUGUCCCUGUAGGUGACAACUUUGUCGCUACAUUGACUUUAGGAGGAGCAGGAGCUCAUGCGACAUACUAUCACAAAGCCAAUGACCAGGUAAAAACCUCUUCUAAUGUCUGUCCUUUCUGGUUUAAAUUCUUUCAAGCCUGACUUAAACGGCUCGCACAGGCCCUCUAUAGAUCACUUGUGGUUUAAGUGCAGGAUAACUAUGUGGCAUAAUUUGUAGUGAUAAAGAAUUUUCGGGAGAAAAUUAACAACUAGCAUCAAUUACCUUAAAGGUCAAGUGCAUUUUUCUCUUCCUGAUCUUUGAAACACAGUGUUGCAGUAAAAGAUCAAUAAAUUGGAUCCUCUUCCUCGGACAGACAAUAAGAAAAAAAAAUAUAUUAUUUAUAAAUGUGGCUUCAAACUUGUUUUCUCCUUGUACAGCUGCAGGUAGGAGUUGAAUUUGAAGCCAGCACGAGGAUGCAAGACACGACAACAUCCUUUGGUUACCAGCUGGACCUCCCCAAAGCGAACCUGCUUUUUAAAGGUAAAAACACCAUAAUUAUACAGCUAAAGGCAGAUCAACAAUAAACAUGGAGUUCUUCUUUAAGAGACUCUUAUCUUUUCUCCCCACAGGCACCGUUGACAGUAAUUGGGUGGUUGGGGCAACACUUGAAAAGAAACUGCUGCCUCUGCCUCUCACACUGGCCUUAGGGGCUUUCCUCAACCACCGCAAAAACAAGUUCCAGUGUGGCUUCGGUGUCACAAUCGGUUAGGAGUGCUUGAGGGGGCUGCCUGGAGUGAGCUCACAGGCCACAGCUUGGACCGGCACAGAGACACACAGGAACCUGGACUAAGUUUUAGAAAUUGGAUUCAGAGACUCUCUUUCAACUGUGAUUUCUGGGGCAGACAGAGAGACAAAGACAACUACCAAGGAGCCAGGACUGGCCAAGCCAUGCCUACAUUCUGUAGCACAAAUGUCUUUCCUUUAUGGUGUAUUUCAUAUACCCAGAGGCUAGAGAGGUGUAUGUCAGAGGGCAUCAGUGAUGCAUGAGAACAUGUGACGUGAAAAUCAAAGUGGUUAGAAAUAAUAUAUGGUUAUCAUGUAUGAUGGGUUGAAAUAAAUGUCAUUACUUUUUGUAAAACUG